Molecule: messenger RNA, 2339 nt
Organism: Leptonychotes weddellii (Weddell seal)
Lineage: Eukaryota; Metazoa; Chordata; Mammalia; Carnivora; Phocidae
Source: RefSeq, a predicted model, not a curated record
GGUGCCGUGGAGGUCCAGGUCCCCGAGGACCCCGUGGUGGCCCUGGUGGGCACCGACGCCACCCUGCGCUGCUCCUUCUCGCCCGAACCCGGCUUCAGCCUGGCGCAGCUCAACCUCAUCUGGCAGCUGACGGACACCAAGCAGCUGGUGCACAGCUUCGCCGAGGGCCGGGACCAGGGCAGCGCCUACGCCAACCGCACGGCGCUCUUCCCGGACCUGCUGGCUCAGGGCAACGCGUCCCUGCGGCUGCAGCGCGUGCGCGUGGCUGAUGAGGGCAGCUUCACCUGCUUCGUGAGCAUCCGGGACUUCGGCAGCGCCGCAGUCAGCCUGCAGGUGGCCGCUCCCUACUCGAAGCCCAGCAUGACCCUGGAGCCCAACAAGGACCUGCGGCCUGGGGACAUGGUGACCAUCACGUGCUCCAGCUACCGGGGCUAUCCGGAGGCCGAGGUGUUCUGGCAGGACGGGCAGGGCGCCCCCUUGACGGGCAACGUGACCACGUCGCAGAUGGCCAACGAGCAGGGCCUGUUCGACGUGCGCAGCGUCCUGAGGGUGGUGCUGGGCGCCAAUGGCACCUACAGCUGCCUGGUGCGCAACCCUGUGCUGCGGCAGGACGCUCAUGGCUCCGUCACCAUCACAGGGCAGCCCAUGACCUUCCCCCCUGAGGCCCUGUGGGUGACCGUGGGGCUGUCUGUCUGUCUUGUCGCACUGCUGGUGGCCCUGGCCUUCGUGUGCUGGAGAAAGAUCAAGCAGAGCUGUGAGGAGGAGAAUGCAGGUGCUGAGGACCAGGAUGGGGAUGGAGAGGGAUCCAAGACCGCCCUGCGGCCUCUGAAACACUCUGAGAACAAAGAAGAUGAUGGACAAGAAAUAGCCUGACCACGAAGACCAGGGAGCUGCUGCUCCGGCCUGGGGGCUCCCACCUCUGGCUGCACCGGGGCCUCAGUGUGAGCCCUGCCCCCAACAGAUGGCUCCCACUCGGGCAGGUCUGCCCAUUCUCCAAAGGACAGAGAGACCACCCCACAGCCUUCUUUCUCCGAUGGACGUGAUUCCCAAGUCUUGCUGCCUUAUUUCUCCAGUGACACGACACAUAAACCACCCUGCUGUCUUGUGUCUUAUGGACAUAAUACAGACACCACCCCACCGCCUUAUUUCUCCAGUGGAUAUGCUGCAUGGACCAUCUGGCUGCCUCUUUUUUCUCCGCAGGACACAAUAUUCAGACGGAUCCUCUGCCUUCUUUCUCCAAAGACAGGAUACGCAGUCACCCCUGGCCUUCUUUCUCCAGUGGCUCUGAUACACUAGUUUUCAUUUCUCAGCCUUUUCUUCCACUCCCCCCGCCGUAAGCCCGUCUCCCAGACAGGGACACUGCAGCUUCAGCAUCUCCUGAGGCCACAGGCAUCUCCCCUCCCGCCUCCCCUCCUCUGGCCCCCGCCUUGGCCUUUCCCCCAUCACUAAGUGAAGCCAGGGCCCUUCCCCGGGCAUGCAGGGACACACCAACACCUGUGCUGGGACGUAUAGGGACCUCCCUUCGCCCAGUCUCUCCCGUGGUGCUCUGGGCUGUGCCCUGGGGCUGCCUACCCGUGGGAAGCAUGUGCUGGUCACACGGGGUCUCUGGGGGUCUGCGUGGGCCCCCUGGGGGUCAGCCUGUAGCCCUCCGCUUUUCCCUCCUGUCCUUCUGUUCAUCCACUCUAGUCACGUUCACCGAGCACCCACGGGGUGCCCGCACUACCUUAGGUACCUGGGACCCGCUGUGAGAAGACAGGGCCCUCCAUUAAGGAGCUUGUCCUUCAACUGGGGAACUGCGAGGAGACAGACAACCGCCUGCCACGGCCUGCGCCUUGUGAGGGGCUCCUGCCCGGCUCCCUACAGUACCCCUCCAAUGUGCCCACGGCCUCCUGGAUACCUCAUGCCCAGGCCAUCCCUAAUCCCUCCCCAGAGCAGGGGUGCGGGCAGAAACCUGGAGAUGGGGCAGAGCCUCUUGCUACAGUCGGAGAAUCUGAUGGUUUCCAGUCUUUCAAGGUGUGAGCAGGUGGGCAGGCGGCCACGGCACCCCGAACCCCAGAGAGCAGAAGUGUAGCGGAAGCCUGGGGACGGGGCAGGGCCAGGAGGGUACAGGGACACAGCCCCUCAGCCCCCGCCAUGGUGCUAUUCUGGAGCUGGGAGGACACCUCCUGGCUUGUCUCUCGCCAGCCCCCGGCCUCCGGAACGCUUCUGAUGUCCUCCCGCUGACAUUUCCUCCUUCCCCAGGGAACGGAAGAGGUGGCAUGCCUAAUUUAAAUGUGGGACUCUGAGGAAUUUUGUUAACUGGGGGUGUAUUUUGGGAAAAAUAAAUGGCUUUGUAGAAA